AUGGUGGGGAUCUAUUCUUCCAUACACUCAUUGUCUAACCUGUGCCCUUUUUACACCAUGUUGACGUUAAUCUAUAAGGAAUAUCAGAAUGUAAAAUCGCAAAGGAAAGCUCAAUUAGAAAGUAAGAAGCAAGUCAUGCUGACAUCAAUCAACCAAGUUUCAAAUGAAUUAUUGGCUAAAAUUGAUGAAAAUGUUUCAAAGGCCUACAUAAAUCAACAUCGAUUAAAUAGUGAAUUCAAAGAGUUAGUCUCACAAUUACACAUUUAUCAGAAUCAUGUUAACCUGUGGUUGAAAAUGGUAACGGAUAUACGAAGUUCACUGAAGGAAUUAGGCGAUGUUGAAUGUUGGUCAAUGAAAAUGGAAGAAGAUGCAAUGCUGAUUGACCAUUGUUUACAAUCAGUUCUUAGUCGUUACUAAAAUUUCUAGAACACUUGGAUGACUUUUGUCAUUCACUCAACCAACUAACUAACGCUGAUUUUAAGAUCAUGGUAGUUUGCCGCUCAUUUUUGCGUUUCAGUCAGCUAAUGACAAUUGAGUCCUCUUGGCUAUGUGUUUAUGAAUUUAAGCCAGACAUUUGUAUAAGAAAAAUGUACAUACAGCACUCCGUAUUUCUAACUUUUCCAUAAAGUGAUGAACAUUUAUUUCAUUAUUUAUCGUUUUGUUUGUUUAUCUAGUCUGUGUACCUUUCUUCCUGUUAUCACGAUUACUAUUAUUUUUGCGUUUUUCACUUUGAACAUUUUUCGGGUAUUAUUCCACUUGUUCUCCUCUAUUAAUUCUUGAAUUCCCUCACACACACACACACUCUGUUUCUGUACAUAUAUGCAUAUAUAUACGCUGUUGAUUUUCCAGUUCGUUUCCAAGAUGUAUACAUUCUGUCAGAUAUUUUAUAUAAUAUAUGACCUGUUUUUUCAUUUGAUAUUGAACAUACAUUACGUUACUUUUAACAUUAUUAUUAUCAUUAUUAUCAUGAGUCUUCACACGCCUUUUGUAUCAAUCUCCUCACAUGAUUUAUGUAGUUCCUUAAAAACGAUCCAUGUAUAUAUGACUAUACAACUUUAUAGUAUAUUGAUUGGAUAAAGGGACUCUUCACUGAAUGAUUUUCUUUCCUAAUGUUACACACCAACAUGGAAGUUACUGAAUCAUCGUGUAUUUCUUAAGUUUUUUAUUUGCUGCAUUUAUCGUGAUGAUGGUUACACUAAAGUUAGUGGAUGGAUAAAUCACCACGGUUUCCUUUAAGUAUUAAACAGAUUCAGAUCACAA
Molecule: messenger RNA, 1260 nt
Organism: Trichobilharzia regenti
Lineage: Eukaryota; Metazoa; Platyhelminthes; Trematoda; Strigeidida; Schistosomatidae
Source: the annotation of a GenBank genome assembly